AUGGGAGAUAUACAAGUAGAGAAAGGUCCUGCAGGUGGGAAAGAGGACCACACAGCAGAUGGUACUGUCGAUCUCAAGGGAAAUCCUGUUCUAAGAUCCAACACUGGAAUAUCCCUGUUAACCCUGACUGUUUCGUUGCCAUCACUGAAUCCUCCAUCUUCUGGUCGUGGUAUCAAAGAAGUGGAAUGUGACAAAAAGGCCUCUUCUUUGACAAAGGGCAUAUUCUAUGGUGCAUUGUACAUAGUAGUAGCCGAUAAUGUGGGUUGGACCCUUGGCUAUGCAUUUCCAACACUGGGUCUGGCAGUUUCACUUGUUGUGUUCCAGAUAGGCACUCCAUUCUACAGACACAAAUCGCCUGCAGAGAGUCCAUUCAUCAGGAUGGCUCAAGUACUCGUAGCUGCUGUGAGGAAUAGGGAGGUACCCGUCCCAGAUGACCCAAAACAACUGCAUGAGCUUAGUCUGGAUGAGUACACGAGAUCAGGGAAAUUCAGAAUUGGCUAUACCUCUUUAUACGCAUUCCUUGACAAAGCUGCUGUGAAAAGUGGCUCAAGCUCGCCAUGGAUGCUAUGCUCUGUGACCCAAGUUGAAGAUACCAAGCAAAUGAUUAAACUGCUUCCAGUUUGGGCAGCUACUUUCAUACCUAGCACCAUUUUAGCUCAAGUACACACCCUAUUCGUUCAACAAGGCACCGUCGUAGAUAGGAGUAUGGGACCCCAUUUCAAAAUCCCUCCAGCAACCUUCUCAAUGCUGAUAAGCCUUGCCAUUUAUGACUGUUACUUUGUGCCAGUGGUUAGGCAUUACAUCCAAAAACCAAGAGGUAUUAUAUUGCUGCAGAGAAUGGGAAUUGGAAUUGUGUUGCAUGUUAUUAUAAUGAUUGCAGCUUGUUUCGCAGAAAGGAAGAGACUUAGUGUGGCAAGAGAACACAACAUUUUGUUUGUCUUGAUGGGAGUUGCUGAUAACUUUGUGGAAGUAGCAAAGCUAGAGUUUUUCUAUGACCAAGCACCAGAAGGAAUGAAGAGCCUGGGGACUUCAUACUUCACUGGCAGCUUGGGAAUUGGGAAUUUCCUCAGUAGUUUUAUCCUAACAAAAGUUUCGAAUGUCACUAAGAACCAUGGACUUAAAGGAUGGAUCUUGGACAAUCUCAAUAUCUCUCGUUUAGACUACUAUUAUGCUUUCUUGGCCAUAUUGAGUUUCCUCAACUUCCUUCUCUAUUUAGCUGCUGCAAGGUUCUUUGUUUAUAACGUGGAUGUGGAUUCUAGGAGGGAUUUGCAGGAACAAAAGGAAGCUUCACUGGUCAAAGCUCAUCAUCAAGAUAAUUAA
Dovyalis caffra is the source of this 1320-nucleotide messenger RNA. NCBI's taxonomy places the organism in Eukaryota, Viridiplantae, Streptophyta, Magnoliopsida, Malpighiales, Salicaceae. The record is from the annotation of a GenBank genome assembly.